This is a messenger RNA of Gadus morhua (Atlantic cod), 1133 nucleotides long. RefSeq names its product metallophosphoesterase domain containing 2a (gene mpped2a). NCBI's taxonomy places the organism in Eukaryota, Metazoa, Chordata, Actinopteri, Gadiformes, Gadidae. Gene Ontology annotation, molecular function: hydrolase activity. Bases 575 to 1099 code for a protein of 174 amino acids. The record is from RefSeq and is a predicted model, not a curated record. The transcript has 4 exons.
GUGCCCGCGCACGGGGGCUGUGCUCUGCUCUCUCUGCUCUCUGACCCCAGUGGCAGCACCGUCUCACUGCACUCCGGCUCCUCGUCUGUCAGCUCCUCGUCUGUCUGUCUCUCUCUCUUUCUCCCCCCCUCUAUCCCUCUCUCUCUCUCUCUCUCUCUCUCCCUCCCCUCCUGUCUGUCUGGUUUCCACAUGAGCCCGCCGCUGAGGUCCCCUAGGGUCGAAGGUUCUGCCCUACCCGCCCAGACCGCGACCCCGACGGCCGCUAGUAGAACCCUCUCCCCUUGUGUUGCACGGAUCUGCGUCUUCUGACACCGUAGAGGGCGACCCCGAGGCUCCAGACCCGCCGACCCCGAGGCUCCAGAUCGCCGACCCCGAGGCUCCACAGCGGCCGGAACAGAGACCGAGCCCCAGACCCAGACAGCUCGACAGGUGAGGUAGUCUGGUGUUCCCACACGCCUCCUCCCCCCCCCCCCCCCCGCUCACCUCAUCGCGGCGGUUCUGAAGGAUGACCGCGCUGCCCGUGCGCUCCCCAUCUUGGUGACCUGGCGUCUGAUGUCCCAACGGCGGAAGCAUCAUGGCUCAUGGCAAAUCGACGAUUACCGUGGACGAGUACAGCUCCAACCCCACGCAGGCCUUCACACACUACAACAUCAACCAGAGCCGCUUUCAACCCCCGCACGUCCACAUGGUCGACCCCAUCCCCUACGACACCCCCAAGCCGACGGGACACACCCGGUUCGUGUGCGUGUCGGACACACACUCUCGUACGGAUGGCAUCCAGAUGCCCUACGGGGACGUGCUCCUGCACACCGGGGACUUCACUGAGCUGGGCCUGCCCUCAGAGGUGAAGAAGUUCAACGACUGGCUAGGCGGCCUCCCGUACGACUUCAAGGUGGUGAUCGCCGGCAACCACGAGCUGACCUUCGACAAGGACUUCAUGGCGGAGCUGGUGAAACAGGAUUACUACCGCUUCCCGUCCGUCUCCAAGCUGAAGCCAGAGGACUUCGACAACGUGCAGUCGCUGCUCACCAACUGCGUGUACCUGCAGGACUCGGACGUCACCGUCAAGGGCUUUCGGAUAUACGGCACUCCAUGGUGAGUCACUCUCGUUCGAAGUGUGUUUGUGUGUGUGU